Molecule: messenger RNA, 2732 nt
Organism: Oryctolagus cuniculus (rabbit)
Lineage: Eukaryota; Metazoa; Chordata; Mammalia; Lagomorpha; Leporidae
Source: RefSeq, a predicted model, not a curated record
AUGCGGGUGCCAGUGCCAGGGUGGCCGGGAUCCCCCGGCAGCGAGCUGAGGGCGGGCGGCGAGCGGAGACCGGGACGCAAACGCCCCUUUCCCGAACGCGGGGACCGGCUGACACUGCCUGGCCGGGGGCUUUCCGCCGAGAGAGCCAGCAGGGGCUGCGAUACCUCGGGGGCCAAGGCCGCGGCCGCCCCACUGCACGUCCCUGGAGGGACACCUACCGGGAGGGCGAGCAGUAGCGCCGCGGCUCCUGCGGCGGGCGGCGGGAGACGGCGCGGGCUGGCCGCGGAACCGAGCGGAGGCACCGGCGCCGCUGCUCCGAGCCGCGGUCUCCGGCACCGACAGCGGCGGCGGCGCUGCGCCUCCAGUGGUCCGCGCGCCGCAGCCCCUCCUCUCCCACGGGCGGGGCGCGCUGGCGGGGCGGCGCUCCGGGCUCCCCGCCCCCGGCUCGCGCUCGCCCGCCGGGCCAGACAGCUCGGCGGGUGGCGAGUGCUCCCGGGGACACCGGUCAGCCGAGCGCCUCUCUCGGGUCGAGGGGCGAGCGGGGCUCUGGGUGCACAGCUCCCUCGCUGUGCAAGGUUCCCCCCACCCUCCACCUCCUCCCUGGGCUAUCCCCAGGCCCGGACUCCGGAGAGCCCCCUCGUGUCUGGGGAUCACCAGGCGUGGGGACCUGACUUGGCAGCUGCAGGCCUGAGCCGUAGAGGCGCCCCCGCCUACCGGGUCCUGCGGAGGCGGGCUCCGAAGGAGUGGCCGCGGGUGACGCCGGCGCUCGGUCCCGGGGAGAGCGGAUUCCGAAGGCAGCGGCAGCCUGGCGGCCUGCCCUGGCGCUGCCUAGCCCUUGUCCCCGGGCGCCCUUCUGAGGCCGUGAUUUGCUCAGCACUCACGACUUGCGUGUGCCUGCCCCCGGUCCCUGGCCGCCACCUGCAGCGAGAACUUCCCGGGCUCACAGACAGACACACUCGGCUUCUGGGAAAGAAGGAAGGGUUGCUUCGAUCCCCGGGCAAAGCUGAGCCCCGCCAGCCUCAGCUCGCGACCGCCUGCCCGCGCCUGCAACCCUUGCGCACGUCAACCGGCCGUGGCCUGUGUGCCGAGAGCAGAUUAACACGAAGGCAUAUUUGCUGGGAGGGCCGGGGGCAGUUGAAAUAUUUGCACGCACGUUUCUUCCGUAAGCAGGUGCCUGAGGAAAUGCCAGCAUUUCAAGACCCUCUUCAGGGUGGGAAAUCCAGAGAAUAUGGAACUAGUGCAGAAAGGUGCCUGGGGUGCCUGGUGGGCUCUGGGGGUCUGGAUGGGUUGAGGGAGGGGAGAAGUGUCUUCAAUAAAGGGCGCCCACCGCGGCAGCUGAGAUGGCAUUCCCUUGUUCUUCGUGCUGAUAAAAUCCUUAUUUGCUGUGAAAUGGGGCCAAUUAUGUGCACUCUUUCCCAUAUGCAGUUUCUUCGUCUUAUAUUAAGUAAUAGAUGUUACAUGCUGUGCCACGUGGCGAUUUCACCCCAAUUCCUUCCCUGUGAAGACAAGCUCUUAACUACGAGGGGUGGGGUGAGGGGAACUACCAAAGCCUACCUCUCAUGUUUGAAGAAUGCUUGCAUGCUUUUCGCUGUAUUCCACAGUAUCUGUGUUUUAUUCUUUUUAAAAAUAGGUUGUAAAUGUUGUGGAGGGGAAGGACCAUCGCUGUCUCAUUGAUUAAUAGCUACAUGAGUUGUAAUGGCACGACACCUGUGCGUCUGGGGAAAUGGAUGGGUUAAAGAGAGUUGGCUGCUCGGGGCUCAAUCCAGGCAGUUUCUCCACUCUGUGCCUCACAAUGUUUUGAAAACGCAGACUGGCGUAGAUGUGUAAGAAUGAAUAACAGGCUUUGCACUGCUUUAUUGAACUAUGGCAGGGUUAUUGCUCAGAAAAGUGCCGGAGAGCAAAGUAUUGAUGGAGUGUGUAUUCUUGCUGAGGGUUUAAUUCACAAGUCAUGUGUUGGCUAAAAGAAUCUCUGCUCCCCUGAUCCAUCUUUUCUAUCUGUCUCAGAGAAAUACUUGUUCAUGGACUUCUCCAGCCAAGAGAGAUGAUGAUGUUCUUAAAAUGCAAGGCACUAUUAAUGUUAGAAUCCCAUCCCAUGCAAAUGACCUGAGCCUUACAGAAAAUCAGUCUCUACCGACAACUCACACAAUUCACACCUGAUUUUCAUUGUGAUUCUUUAAGUGGGUAUUUUCUUAGGAAGGAUGAGGUGCUACUGUUUCAUUGCAAGAUGCAAUCCCAAGGCAUCAAGAGUGAGAAAAAAGUGAAAUGAGAUGGGGAAGGGUGAUAUUUACCAGCCUAGCAUAUGCUUCACCAAUGCAAAAGAUAACAAUCAGUGGAGAGGCCAUGUAAAGCACCUGUGAACGGGUUCUACAGAAAACUGUGUCCACGAAUAGUUCAUCAAAGGGAAGAGCAAAGAGAAAGCUUGCCUGCAAGCUAUCUCCCAUUGGUCAAAAUUUAUCUCAGUGGUAGGUAGUUCUCCCAGCUUCCAGGUUGAGUCACCUGACAAAUUCCAGGCUCUGCAGCCCAGGCACCUUGGUUAUGCUGCAAACUGCAUUUCCUCCAACCCACUUUCCUCUGUGCUUACAGAUCUGUGUUUGUUCAUAUGAACAAAACUUGGGAGGCGAAAGUGAAGCAGCAGCCAUUCCAUUCUGAAAGUCAUCAUUGGUUAGAAGUGACACUUCUCCACUUCCACCUCCAACAGCCAUGAAGACCUAUGCCUAUAAUAAAUGCCUUAU